This is a messenger RNA of Bubalus bubalis (water buffalo), 4794 nucleotides long. It is a transcript of the gene NOX5, whose product is annotated as NADPH oxidase 5. Lineage: Eukaryota; Metazoa; Chordata; Mammalia; Artiodactyla; Bovidae. Gene Ontology annotation, biological process: defense response; superoxide anion generation. Bases 999 to 3512 code for a protein of 837 amino acids. Gene Ontology annotation, cellular component: NADPH oxidase complex; plasma membrane. The transcript is spliced from 18 exons. The record is from RefSeq and is a predicted model, not a curated record. Gene Ontology annotation, molecular function: calcium ion binding; superoxide-generating NAD(P)H oxidase activity.
CUCCAAUGCAUGAAAGUGAAAAGUGAAAGUGAAGUCGCUCAGUUGUGUCCGACUCUUAGCGACCCCAUGAACUGCAGCCUACCAGGUUCCUCCAUCCAUGGGAUUUUCCAAGCCAGGGGCCAAACAAUUGGAGAAACUUCUUUAAAACAAAGCAAUAAUUACUUGCCUCAUUUUGGAAAUGAACCAGGAAUAUCUAAAAUAACCAAUAGGAAGUCCUAAUGCGCAACAGAUGUCUAGGAGUAUCAGCCUGAGCUGACAUCUUACCAGACAGGAGAAAAAGUGAAAAGCACUUGGAAUUUUAAUUGCAGGGUGGCCUUAUCUAAAUGACUGCACAAUUUCUUUUUGUGUUUGCAGACCACCAAUUUCCCCCAGACCCCUUGGACAGAAACCCCUUCCAGAUGACUGUUCCAACUUAUGUUUACACAGGACACUGGGUCCGAGUUGCACUCCCCACAUGGUUCAAUGCAAUCUCCAGAUUGAAUUCUUGCUGAGCCUCCUGGACAUGUUACUUCACUUCUCUGAGCUUCACUUUCCACAUGAGCAGAGUGAUGAUGCUAACACCCCUAAGCAGGGCUGAGUUACAUAUUCAAUCAGGCACCAUGUGUGAAGUCCUCAGCAUUUUUGUUGGUAACCGAUGGGACUGUGGGCCAUGAAGUCUCAUGGAACACUUUUUUUCAUGGUGCAUUUUGAGAUCUCCUACCUGCCCAGUCUCCUUGAGGGAGGGAAGGUGGAAGGUACUGGACUGGAUGGAACAUAGCCCACAUCAUUCCCAGGAAAAGGCUUGCCCUACUCUGUACCAGGCUUCCUUCAUAAAAUUUCUCUGAAACAACCUGGCCACCAGCUUGCACAUGACUCAGUGAGCAGCUGUGGGUGUGAGCAAGCUUUUUAGGAAAGGCAGGAAGAGUAGCUGGGAGAGAUAAACUGUGGGCUUCAGAACGCAGGCUGCUAUACGGACAGCAGCCUUUCCGGGACCUGUGGUCUAAAAGACAGCGAAGAAGAUGAGCGCACCAGGAGACACAGCCUGGACAGACUCUGAAGGCUUCAGAGGGGAGGAAGGAAGCUCAGAGCAGUCGAGUAUUUUACAUUCGGUAACAAGGACCCAAGCAAAGAGUGAGAGGGAAGGAUUCGGAACACAGCACAGAGCCAGCACCAUGAAUGCCGAGGAGGACGCCAAGUGGCUUCAGUGGGUGACGCACCAGUUUAAGACCAUUGCGGGAGAAGAUGGGGAAAUCAACCUGCAAGACUUCAAAAAAGCCCUGAAAGUGAAAGAGUCUUUCUUUGCUGAGAGAUUCUUUGUCCUGUUUGACUCGGAUGGAAGUGGUACCAUCACACUUCAGGAGCUGCAGAAGGCACUGACCCUGCUCAUCCACGGCAGCCCCAUGGACAAACUCAGAUUCCUCUUCCAGGUGUAUGACGUCGACGGCAGCGGCUCCAUCGACGCCGACGAGCUGCGCACCGUGCUGCAGUCGUGCCUGUACGAGAGCGCCAUCUCACUGCCCGAGGAGAAGCUAGACCAGCUGACGCUGGCGCUCUUCGAGUCGGCCGACAAGGACUGCAGCGGCACCAUCACCUUCGAGGAGCUCCGAGACGAGUUGCAGCGCUUCCCCGGGGUCAUGGAGAACCUGACCAUCAGUGCUGCUCACUGGCUAACGCCUCCAGCUCCCCAGCGACACCGGCGCCAACCUCGCCCGCUGACCUCUGCCUUCUGGCACAACCACCGCAGCCAUGCGCUCUGCCUGGCCGUCUUCGUGGGCCUCCACGUGCUGCUGUUUGCCCUGGCAGCUAGUGCCUACCGGGCCUUCGGAGCCAGCGUCAUGGUGGCCAAGGGCUGUGGCCAGUGCCUCAACUUUGACUGCAGCUUCAUCGCGGUGCUGAUGCUCAGGCACUGCCUCACGUGGCUGCGGGCCACAUGGCUGGCCCAAGUCCUGCCCCUGGACCACAACAUCCAGUUCCACCAGCUUAUGGGCUACGUGGUGGUUGGGCUCUCCCUCGUGCACACUGUGGCCCACGUGGUGAACUUCGCGCUCCAGGCUCAGUCUGAGACCAGCCCCUUCCGGUUUUGGGAACUCCUGCUCACCACAAGGCCUGGCAUCGGCUGGGUCCACGGCUCGGCCUCCCCAACUGGUGUGGCUCUGCUCCUGCUGCUGCUUCUCAUGUUCGCCUGCUCCAGCUCCUGUGUCCGCAGGAGUGGCCACUUUGAGGUGUUCUACUGGACCCACCUGUCCUACCUCCCCAUGUGGCUCCUGCUCAUCCUGCAUGGGCCCAACUUCUGGAAGUGGCUGCUGGUCCCUGGCACGUUGUUCUUCCUGGAGAAAACCAUCAGCCUGGCAGCAUCCCGCAUGGCGGCCCUGCACAUCGUGGAAGUCAAUCUCCUCCCUUCCAAGGUCACUCAUCUCCUCAUCAAGAGGCCCCCUCUUUUCCACUACAGACCUGGUGACUACUUGUAUCUGAACAUCCCCAGCAUUGCACGCUACGAGUGGCACCCCUUCACCAUCAGCAGUGCUCCUGAGCAGAAAGACACCAUCUGGCUACACAUCCGGUCCCAGGGCCAGUGGACCAACAGGUUGUUUGAGUCCUUCAAGAAAUCAGAGCCAGUGUUCUGUGGUUCCAAGAGGCUCUCGAGGAGGUUGGAGAUGAAGAGGAGUCAGAGGAAGCCCCAGCAGGGCUUGCAGCCCCAGCCCAUCGAUUUCGGAGUCUCAGCACAGGGUGCAGUAGCCUCCCACAAGGAGGUGAUUGUGGAGCUGACAUCCUACAGGCCGGAGGGAGCUCCGUGGCAGGGACACGGAGGCCUGGUGAACACGGGGACAAAGGACUGGACUCGGGCACAGAGGGAAGCUGCAGCCGAGGACCCGGCCCUGGUCUCCGAGAUGUCCUCUGAGAACCACAAGUUCUGUAACAUCAAGUGCUACAUCGAUGGCCCUUAUGGGACCCCCACUCGCAGGAUCUUUGCCUCCGAGCAUGCUGUGCUCAUUGGUGCAGGCAUUGGCAUCACGCCCUUUGCCUCCAUCCUGCAGAGCAUCUUAUACAGACACCAGAAGAGAAAGCACAUUUGCCCCAGUUGCCAGCACUCCUGGAUGGAGAGCGGUCAGGACGAGGACAUGAAACUCCACAAGGUGGACUUCAUCUGGAUUAACCGAGACCAGCAGUCUUUCGAGUGGUUUGUGAGCCUGCUGACCAAACUGGAGAUGGACCAGGCCGAGGAGACACAGGAGGGCCGUUUUCUGGAGCUGCACAUGUACAUGACCUCUGCGCUGAGCAAGAACGACAUAAAGGCCAUUGGUCUGCAGAUGGCCCUCGACCUCCUGGCCAAGAAGGAGAAGAAGGAUUCCAUCACGGGCCUCCAGACACGCACCCAGCCUGGGCGGCCUGAUUGGAACAAGGUGUUCCAGAAGGUGGCCGCUGAGAAGAAAGGCAAGGUGCAGGUCUUCUUCUGUGGCUCCCCGGCUCUGGCCAAGAUCCUCAAGGGCCACUGUGAGCAGUUCAGCUUCAAGUUUUUCCAAGAGAACUUCUAGCCCUGCCUCUCCCAGCUCUGCCCAAACCCACUGCCCGCCAGCCUGAUCAGACUGCUGCUAGUGCCUUGCAGGGACCAGCCUCAGAGGAGCCAGCGAAUCCAGCUUCACGUGCAGAACAGGAGGCCCUAGGAGGCAGACGGACUUCCUUGAGAGCCCAGGGAGAGGGCGGGGACUGUGAGUUUGGGAACUGCUGUGAGGCUGGGCAGACUUGGCCGGGGGGUAGAGGGGUGGAGGUGACAUGGUUGGGGGCACAGGGGGCCUUCCCAGGACAACACCUCCUCCAGAAGUCCUCUGAGGACACCUUCCCUCCUCCUACAGUGGUCCCAGAUCCACCUGAUCAUCAGGGUCAUUCCGGAACUUACACACACACAGCAUUUUAUUAUGAAAAUUUUCAAACAUACAGAAAAUUUAAAGACUUGUCCAGGGAACAGUGUUACCCACUUUCUAGAUUCCUCAGUUAACAUUUUACUGUGUUUGGCUUACUGCAUAUUUUCCAUCUCCCCCUCCCUCUGUUCAUCCAUCAGGCUAUCCUGUUUUGCUGAUGUAUUUCAAAGCACACCUUGCUACUCAGAGGAACUUUCUUUAAAGGUAGAUUCCUGGGACCCAUGCCCAGAAAUUCUGAUUCUGCAGAUCUGGGGUUGAGACCUGGAAUGUGUGUUUUAUCCAGAAUCCAUGUCCAUAGGGAGAGAUAAGCAGCUAAUUUUCCCUUCUCUUUAUGUUGUUGUCUUCCCAUCUCUCUCUAUAUCUGUGUCCCUUUUCUUCUCCCUGCCUGUCUCCUUGUGUCUCUCCCCUGUGUGUGUGCCUUCCUUGCUCGGCACGAUGCUUUUCCCUUCUCUCCACACACUGAGUCAUUAGAGAAGUGGGAUGGAGACAGAGUCUCCGUGUGUGUCUCUCCAUGGGUGUCACGGAGAAGUCCUGUGCCUGGGAAUCUGGCAGGUUGUGACUUGUAGCUCAGUUCUGCUGUGCCCCAGUGGUGUGGCCCUGGAAACCUCCUCAAGCUUGUUUCUUCAUCUGAAGGAUGGGCCGGAUGCCCCGCCUCUCUGAUCACAGUUGCUGGGGGUGAAAUGAGACAUCACCAGUAGUCGGGAUGUUCGUACUCUGUCUCUGGGUGGCUCUUUAUUGCUCCAGCAUCUGAGUCUCUGCAUCUUCUCUCUACUUCAUGAAAGUGAAAGUGAAAGUCGCUCAGUCGUGUCCAACUCUUUGCGACCGCAUACACUAUGCAGUCCAUGGAAUUCUCCAGGCCAGAAUACUGGAGUGAGUAGCCUUUCCCUUCUCCAGGGGA